UGUCAAACCCGACACAAGAUUUAAAAACUCGGUAUACUCCGUGAAAUACAGGGAUUUAUCUUGCUGUGAUAGGCUUAAUCAGUAUUGUGUGAACUCGUUGGGCGAGGGCUUAAAUGUAACGGACGUUCAUUCAUAUGGAAAAGUUCUAAACUGCAAGUUCAAAAGACGAAACAGAGUUUUCAACCCUGAUCUACUCGGGCAGGUCGUUCCAAACUCUAGAAACCCGAAUUACAAAGGCUCUAUCACCUUUGCGUCUCAAUCUGGACCUUGGAACAACAAGAACAACACAUCAGAGUAUCUCAGGGAGCGUGCAGGGACAUAGGGCAAUAAGAGAUCUGAUAUAUAACCUGGGGCGAGGCCUCUCUGGGCUUUGAGGCGUAGAGGGAGCAUGGACAUGAAAAGAGGACUGGACUGAGCACCGAGCCUUGGGGCACCCCACAGUGAACACUUCUUGCUACUGACCUGGACACCAACGCAGAAACACGUGUGAAAUGAUUAGUCGAUCAACUGAAAAUUGAACGGUUUGAUAAGAUGCUGCACAGUAAGCAAAAAAAAAAAAGUCUUGAGGACGAUUUUCCCGAUUUGUCCAAAACAGGCUUGCAGUGAGCCGGAGGAAGCGCCCCUGGCAGUGUAGUGGGAGCGAAGCGCCUCCUGUUAUUUCCCCUCCUCUCCAUCCUUUUACGCCGAACCAGAACCAUUCAUCUCUCCCCUCCUUCAGGCUUCACAUCCGGGUCAUCCGCCAGUAUCUGUCUCUUGCGUCUGUGUGUCUGACAGUGUAAUAAUUAUUUCAUCCGCCGCCGUGCUGUACUGCAGCCCUCUGCCCGACUGCGCGGCUCGCCGAGCGGACACUGCGCCUGGCGUGCACCGGUGAUGAUGGAGCCACGGGCGCUGUGAAGCUGCAGCCGGUCGCACAAAGGCAGGGAUGACACGGUAGGAGGCUUUUGUAUGGGCCAGCCCGCGGUGAUUAACUCGCCCUAACGAUGUCUAAGAGCCUCAAGAAGAAAAACCACUGGACCAACAAAGUCCACGAAGCGGUGAUAACCCGGGGAAAGGAAGGAGAGCUGGGGUUCGAGCUGAAGGGGGGCGCGGAGAACGGCCAGUUCCCCUACUUCGGCGAGGUGAAGCAGGGGAAGGGACUGAUCCAGAGCGGCAAACUGGCCCAGGAUGAGCUGCUGCUGGAGGUCAACGACAUGCCAGUGGCCGGGCUCACCACCCGGGACGUGCUGGCUGUGAUUAAACACUGCAAAGACCCUGUCCGCUUCAAAUGUGUCAAACAAGGAGGGGUGGUUGACAAGGAUUUGCGGCACUACCUCAACCUGCGUUUCUCCAAGGGCUCAGUGGACCACGACCACCAGCAGAUCAUCAGAGACAACCUCUACCUCCGCACCGUUCCCUGUACAACCAGGCAGCCUAAGGAGGGGGAGGUGCCGGGGGUGGACUACAACUUUGUGAGUGUGGAGCGUUUUAUGGAAUUGGAGCAAAGUGGAGCCCUGCUAGAGAGUGGAACCUAUGAAGAUAACUUUUACGGCACACCGAAACCUCCAGCGGAGCCGUCUCCCGCAGCCCCUCCUCUGAAUGUGAGUGAAGCCCUGCUGCCCGGAGCCCGGCCCAGCGCCCAGGGCAAGAGGAAGAGGAACCAGUCAGUCAGCAACAUGGAGCAGCGCGCCAGCCUGGAGCCGCCUGAGGAGGAGGAAGAGGAGAGCCCAGUCGUCAACGGCAAUGGGGUGGCCAUCACACCAGAGUCCAGUGAACAUGAGGACAAGAGCACAGACGCCUCCGGGGAGGUUGCUGUUGAAGUGUCCAUCCAGGCUCCAGCCUCCACCGAACCCCCUAUCGAGGGAGAGGAGGCCCCAAAAUCUCCCUCUAAAUCCCCCGCCAAAGUCCCAGAUGCAGAUGAGGAAGAGCUGGGUCCUCUGCCCGACAACUGGGAGAUGGCCUACACCGAGAAAGGGGAGGUCUACUUCAUAGAUCACAACACCAAAACUACAUCAUGGCUGGAUCCUCGGCUCGCAAAGAAAGCAAAGCCACCAGAAGAAUGCAGGGAAGACGAGCUGCCCUAUGGCUGGGAGAAGAUAGAUGACCCCAUCUACGGCAGCUACUACGUAGAUCACAUCAAUCGAAGGACCCAGUUUGAGAACCCAGUCCUGGAAGCAAAGAGACGCCUGGAGCAGCAGAGGCAGAUGCAGAGCCAGGGACUCUCCGCUCUACCACUGCCCACUAUAUACAGAGAGAAGCCUUUGUUUACGAGGGACCCAACCCAGCUGAAGGGCACCUUCCUGUCGACGGCCCUGCAGAAGAGCAACAUGGGAUUUGGCUUCACGAUCAUAGGAGGUGACGAGCCCGAUGAGUUCCUGCAAGUGAAGAGCGUAAUACCAGACGGACCCGCCGCACAGGAUGGAAAGAUGGACACAGGUGACGUCAUCGUCUACAUUAAUGACAUCUGUGUGCUUGGCACCACACACGCCGACGUGGUCAAGCUGUUCCAGUCCGUACCGAUCGGUCAGAGUGUGACCCUCGUGCUCUGUCGAGGCUACCCUCUGCCCUUUGACCCUGAGGAUCCCAGCGGCGCAGCAAGCACCUCCCUGACCCCCAUCGGCCUGGAGCACCGCCCCCUGGUGGUGAACGGCCGCAGCAGCUACGACCCCUACCUGGAGUAUCUAUCGUUGAGCUCCCAGCUGCCUCCUCAGGCUCUAGCCCAGGCCGGAGCCCCUCACCCCGGGGACACACAUCUGGACGGCUCAUCCCUGCCACCCACCACACCUGGCUCAUCCUCAGCACUCACGCCUCACGACGACAAUGUGUCCAUGGCCUCCUCGGGGACUGCAGGGGUUGCCGGGGCAACAGCACAAGGGGCAGAGCUGCUGACAGUUACCAUGGUGAAAGGGGCGGAGGGAUUUGGGUUCACUAUUGCCGACAGUCCCACUGGUCAGCGAGUUAAACAGGUGCUGGAGCCGGGCUCACAGGGAGCAUCAGGGCUGAUAGAGGGAGACCUGAUCCUGGAGGUGAACCAGCAGCCAGUUGCUGCAGCUGGACAUGGACGUGUGGUGGAGAUGCUCAAAGAGUGUCCUGUCGGAGCCGAGGCGACACUCCUCAUACAGAGAGCAGCAACAGGCCACGUCUCUCCAUGGAAGGCCUCCAAACAGUUGCCUGACCAAUGGGACCCACAUGGAAGCCCCCAAGCAACCCUGUCUGGCCCGGUCCUGCCUCCUGGCACGCCCUUCCCAAACCAGCCACAGCACCGCACUUCUGUGCCUGACUCAACUGAGGGCUUCGACCUUAACAAGCCUGACCCCUAUGACCUUUACGAGAAGUCAAGGGCUAUCUAUGAAAGCCGACGUCCAGAGUAUGAAGAAGUGGAGGUGCACCUUCUGAGGGAGAAGACCGGGUUCGGCUUCCGCAUCCUGGGGGGAGACGAGGCCGUGCAGGCUGUGAGUCCGGACGCCCGUGACAAGAUUGUUAUUGGCGCUAUAAUAGAGAACACUCCUGCUGAGCGCGAUGGGCGGCUUAGACCCGGGGAUGAGCUCAUUUCUGUGGAUAAAAAUGUGGUUGCUGGGAAACCGCACAAAUACGUAAUAGACUUGAUGCACGCAGCCGCUCGCAACGGUCAAGUCAGCCUGACUGUGAGAAGGAGAGUGCAAAUGCCUGGUGAACCAUGUCCUGUGAACGGCCGCAGCCCCGGCUCAGUGUCGACACAACACAGCUCUCCACGUAGUGACGCAGCCUCGGCUUCAGGCCCGCCGGUGGUUGCCGUCCCCGCUGCAACCUCUCCUCCAGAGGGAUCUGCCCUGCAAACCAGUGACGUGGUCAUUCACCGCAAGGAGAAUGAGGGCUUCGGCUUCGUCAUCAUCAGCUCCCUGAACAGACCGGAGAACGCCACCGUCAUCACUGUGCCCCAUAAAAUAGGACGUAUAAUCGAGGGCAGCCCUGCAGACCGAUGUGGGAAGCUGAAGGUGGGUGACCGGAUCCUGGCUGUGAACGGGCAGUCCAUCAUCAGCAUGCCGCACGCAGACAUUGUCAAGCUCAUUAAAGAUGCUGGGCUAACAGUCACACUUCACAUCGUACCGGAGGAGGGCUCCCAUUCUGGACCCAGCUCAGAGAAGCAGAGCCCCAUGACCCAGAAACACAGCCCCCAGCCCAGUCCUGUAGCCCAAUCAAGCCAAGGAGGCAUCCAGCCCAGCCAAACAGCUCCUCACCCGAGCCAAAUGGCCACUCAGACAGCACCUGCGCAGCCCGGUCAGACACCAGCUCAGACAAGCCAAACAGUGACUGGCCCUCCUGCACCAGCAGCCUCCCAGCCUGCACCAGCUGGAUCCCAGCAGAGCCCUGUCACCCAGCCCUCCGGCCCCCCUAUACAGCUCUACCUCCAUGACGGCAGGUCAGAGGUAAAAGCCAGACAGGAUGUCAAACCUGACUUCCGCCAUCCUCCAUUCACUGAUUACAGGCAACCACCGGUAGACUACCGCCACCCACCGGUGACCGAUUAUCGACAGCCACCGACGCUGGACUACCGACACCCACCUGGUCUGCUGGACUUCAGACAGCACCCUGCAGCUGCACAGUUCCCUCUGGGGAUCCCUGCAGACUUCAGACCACAAGACUUUGAUUACUUCACGGUGGAGCUGGAGAAAAGUGCAAAGGGUUUUGGUUUCAGUAUCCGCGGGGGCAGAGAGUACAAGAUGGACCUAUUUGUGUUGCGCCUUGCUGAGGACGGUCCUGCCAUACGUAAUGGGAGGAUGAGGGUGGGGGAUCAGAUCAUAGAGAUUAACGGGGACAGCACGCGGGACAUGACUCACGCCCGUGCAAUUGAACUCAUCAAGGCGGGAGGCAGGAGGGUCAGGCUGCUGCUAAAGAGAGGCACAGGACAGGUGCCAGAAUAUGACUGUGGCGGCCCCUGGGAUUCCCUUUCUACAAUCCACUCUGCCCUGCAGGAAGUGACCCUCGAACCCUACCCGAAUCCAUUGCUCUCAUCCCAUCCAGCCUCAGCCCCAGACUCCCCUCAUCAGCUCCCUCUAGAGGCCACAGUGUGCAUGGCAGACAAAGCUCCACAGCUGACAGACCACAGCUCCAUUAGAGGGGCUACAGGUGGCAGGUCCACCCAGCAGAAGUGCAUCAUCAGGGGGCAGGGAACCCCCCAGGGGUCUGGAGGGGUGGACUGUGGACCAGGCGACAGACAGCCUCGGGCUUUGCCUCCCAAAGCUGUCCUGGGGAGGCCUGCUGAAAGAAGAGAACGGCAGAGGGAGACUUGCUCCCCUUGCUGUGAGAGGAAGGGCCUACACACACAGGCAAUGAGCACUGUCUGGCCCUGGGACCCAUAUGUGAGUGUGAAUUUGAAUGGAGCCUCUCUAGGCAGUGGAGAUGGACAUGUCAGCCUCCAGGAGAGGCUGGUGUCCAGAGGUCUGUUCCCCAGAGAAGACGAGAGGGCCGGUGGCCACAGUGGGCUCUGCUGCCCCUCUAAAACCAUGGAAGAUCCUCCUGCAAGGAGCGCAGCUGCCUCCCCUGGGCCCUGGAACAUCCCUGGGUCUGAUAAACUGCCUGGCACCCUGAGGUCCUGGACCUCCACAGUAAGCAGGUAGAAAGGAUCUCGCUGGUCUGGACCAGAUCACACUGUCUGGCUCCUCGUUCAGUUUACCAUCGGAUGGAUGUCUGAGAAAAACUCCCUCGCUCUCUCUUUCUGUCCUGUUUUCCUUUCCAUCUACUUCUGAAAUCAUAUUUUAUGUUUCAUUUGUUCUUACAAGAUGAUUAUUACACCCACCACCUUAAAAAACAGGAACUUUCACAGCUAUUGUAACAUACAGUAUAAAACCUGAAGGAGACUACUCAAUACGUAGGCAUUUUGUACCCUCAGAUGUGACAGUUGUGAUCACAGAUGGAGCAACAAUGUGUGAUUCUGAGUGGAGCUUUGCUUUCAACGUGUACCUUUAACUGCUCGACCGUAUCUGGCUUCAGAUUCGUCAGUGCAACGUAACCUCAGAUGGAACAAAGUUCCUCACAGGAGAGAGACAUAUGUGCAUCGAAAAGAUUUACUUUUGCUCCAUUUUCUCUGUGCAGCGGGAAGAACGACUCUACAAAUCUGUCAGAUGGAGGCAGUGACACUGAAACUUCUCUUGAAACACGAGCUCCUGGAGGACAUGGCACUGACCCAAAUGACAGCUUGGUUAACCACACAUAUGUUAGAUCUCACAUGCCUACCAAUAUAUCAUAUACUGUAAAUGUAAAGAUGUGAAAAAUAUGUACAUUUGGUAAAUUCAAAAACAUACCUGUUGGUGUUUUUUGGGGCAGUGUUGUAGUUAGAUACAUUGUAAAGAAAAGAGAAAAAAAAACACCAGGACAGUAUUUUAGGAUCACUAUUUCCAUGGCCUCGUCUAUGACUACAUAUCAAAGACUGUGCAAGUCACCAAACCCAGACCACUGAGGGAGGCAGCGGUCGUGUGCAUGGAUAUAAACCACCAUGUCAUUAUACAGGGACUCACAUGUCUUUUAGAGGUAGAAUAUAGGGAGGAAAUCCUCUGUGGAGCUAACCAGUUGGUACUCAUGUGAGACAAAAAAAAAAGAUCUUUUUUCAUCAAAUUGAACUUUUGACUGACUGAAAACAGUUGGCUUAGUAAGAACCCAUAAUACUGUUUUGAGUUAUGUACACAACUUGAUCACAAGUCAACCAUGCAGUCAUUGUGCAGAAUUAUAAGCUGUGUUGUAUUCAUUUAAUGCUCAACAGAAAACUUUAUGUCCAGUCUAUAUUUCCCAUUUCUAUGCCUUUUACUGUGCUAAGUGUACCACAUCACUGUGGGAGAGGGGCAUCGGUGUGGGGAAGAGGAGGCCGAUGGUUAUGAGGUGGGGCGGAGUGCCUUACUCAAACUAAUGCCGAGCUGUUGCCGUCGUGAUUUGUUUUGGGAACCUGAAUGCAAAACAGAUAUUAGUGACCGUGCACACAUAUCAGCAAACUGUUGAGUUGUGGAGCCUCUUUCUCUUCGGACUUAACACACAAGCAGUAUAUACAGUUAUCUGGAUGCACUCUCAGCUGUAUAGCUUAUCAAUGUCAAUGAUUGCCCUUGUCCCCCUAGUGUUUAAAAAGGGGGAUCAAAUGUAGCCUGUAGCAUUACAUCCUCUUCUUAGAAAGUAGAGCUGUGAACGUUUAUCAAGACUGGGUCAUUAUCAAAGUGGGCCGAGCUUACUGUUGCUUCAGAUAUAUUAGCUUAAAUUGUCCACUCUGUAAAGAAAACAUUUGGUAACGCUUCAGAGUAACUUGCAGGUAUUUAGUGGUUCAUUUUACAGAGAGGGUGGUGCAGUUUGGUGAUAAUUAUUUUUUUUAAAAACUGAAAAAAAUGUUAAGUUGAUUUAGUGUUGAAGUGCCCACUCAUUCUAUUUGUGUUUGUAUGUAGUUGUUAAUUUGCAAAAGAUCUUAAUAUCUUAACAAUUAGAAUCUUAAAAGUUCUUUUAGUGACAUAAAAUACUUAGUUUUCAGUGUGUAGAUUUGUGGGAUUGUGUGAUUUGUACAUAUUAGCAUAUUAGCAAUGAGCACAUUUCCUGUAUACUACCAAAUAACACAACAGUCACACAGCAGAUACUAUUAGGAAAUUAUUAAAAACGAAUGUUGAUAGCAUUCUCAAGAAACAACUGAAUAUGCUUAUGUAUUGUUUGACAUACAAAUCUACAAACAGUAAGUAUUUUCUAUCUGCUAAAGAACAGUCAAGAAUCAAAUUUUUUUUUUUGCAAAUUAAAAACUAUGUAUGAAGCCAAAUGUGAUGAGUGGAAACUUUAUAAGCAAAACCAAUUUAGCACAUUUUUCUGUUUUGCUUAUAAUUUGUACCAAAGUGCACGACUGAACCGUUAAAUACCUGCAAAUUACUCAGAAAGUUUCCAGGAAAUUGGUAUGAAAGGAUCUGUAAAAUAUGUCAUACAGGUCAUGGUCAUCAAAGGAGGACUUGGUUCUCUCUAAAGCGUUACCAAACAUUUUGCUUUGCUUGCAGGCAGUACCAGCGCUCCCUGAAUCUGAACUCAAGAUCUUAGAUUUUAGAAAAAGCAGUUUAAUCACAAAUUUUGUUAGCAGCAUAGAGUGGAGCCAUGCUGCUAAUAAACUCAGACACCGGAGAUGAAGUCACUAUCUCUCUCUCAACAAGAUGUUUGCUCUCAUUUAAAAUGUAUCACCAGAGCUUUAGAGUGCUGGAGGACCAGAUUAAAAAACAAUCACAGUGCUUUGUGACAAUUUGACUGAAUGCAGCAUGAUGGCACAUCCAAGCUGUACAUGUAAACUGGGCUUCUAGUUAACUGCUUUUAGCAAGGCGGACUGCAGACUGAGACACUAAGACCUUGUGCACAAAGCAUCAUCCUUACAGAUCUUUACCCGCAUUAGUUUCUAAGUAUAACAAAUGGUCUUGAUUUUAUUGAGCUGACUUGAAAAGUUGAACAGAACCGUGGCUCAUGUGAUAAACUGGUUAACAUGUUAGCAAGGAGCAUGAGAACAUGCCAUUAGGCUGUAGAAAUGUGUUUACUGUGCGUGCAAAUGUCAGAAAAAGGUGAACGAAUACGUCAUCCAGCCCUCUGUCUCCAUCCAGGCCGUCCCCCUGCCUGCUGUGAGUGAUUUUGUAUACAGAAAACAAACAAACUGCUUUAUUGGAACCUGUGACGGAUGGCACGUUCAUAACUCCCCAUUGAGAUCAAGUAUAACUGUGUAGUGUUAAUUGUGUACUAUUCACCUUGUACAGCUGUAUUCCUACAAAUAUGGUUUACUGUAUCAUUGAUACUGUAGUUUCAAAGACGUGAACAACUAUUUUUAUGAAAUGCGACAGUACUGAUAUAUUACAUUUUGCUAAAAAACAAAAAACUUGUUUACUGAAAGAUAUUCUGAAAUACUGUCAAAUAAACUCUUGACAUGGUGUAAAAUA
This is a messenger RNA of Thunnus maccoyii (southern bluefin tuna), 8879 nucleotides long. Its product is annotated as membrane-associated guanylate kinase, WW and PDZ domain-containing protein 2-like. Gene Ontology annotation, cellular component: dendrite; cytoplasm. Gene Ontology annotation, biological process: receptor clustering; signal transduction. Gene Ontology annotation, molecular function: signaling receptor complex adaptor activity; type II activin receptor binding; SMAD binding. Bases 981 to 5573 code for a protein of 1530 amino acids. The transcript has 25 exons. NCBI's taxonomy places the organism in Eukaryota, Metazoa, Chordata, Actinopteri, Scombriformes, Scombridae. The record is from RefSeq and is a predicted model, not a curated record.